GGGCGCCGCCCCCUCGGCUGUGCGCAAAUUGCCGGGCCUUGGCUGCGGCCGCCGGCGCCCUCCUCCCCCGCGCGCGGUGGUACGCUCCAGCCCGCCUGGCCCCGCUGCAGUGGAUGUUGCUAGAACCCACGCGGAGGAAGGAAGAGACGCAGGCAGGCUGCGGUGACCCAAGCGGCCGCCCCUGCCUCAGGGACCCCUUCCCCGCGAGACGACACCAUGACCCAGGGAAAGCUCUCCGUGGCUAACAAGGCCCCCGGGACUGAGGGGCAGCAGCAGGCGAAUGGUGAGAAGAAAGAGUCCCCGGCAGUGCCCUCGGCCCCGCCCUCCUAUGAGGAGGCCACCUCUGGGGAAGGGGUGAAGGCAGGGCCCUUCCCGCCGGCCCCCCCUGCUGUGCCGCUCCACCCCAGCUGGGCCUAUGUGGACCCUGGUAACUAUGAGAGCCGUUUCUCCGGAGACCAUGAGCUCUUCACCACCUUCAGCUGGGAAGACCAGAGGGUUCGCCGGGUUUUCGUCAGAAAGGUUUAUACCAUCCUGCUGCUGCAGCUGCUGGUGACCUUUGGCGUCGUGGCCCUCUUCACCUUCUGUGAUCCUGUGAAGGACUAUGUCCAGGCCAACCCAGGCUGGUACUGGGCAUCCUAUGCUGUGUUCUUCGUCACCUACAUGACCCUGGCCUGCUGCUCUGGACCCAGGAGGCACUUCCCAUGGAACCUCAUUCUCCUGACCAUCUUCACCCUGUCUAUGGCGUACCUCACGGGGAUGCUGUCCAGUUACUACAACACCAAGUCUGUGCUGCUGUGUCUGGGCAUCACGGCCCUCGUCUGCCUCUCCGUCACCCUCUUCAGCUUCCAGACCAAGUUCGACUUCACCUCGUGCCAGGGCGUGCUCUUCGUGCUGCUUAUGACGCUCUUCUUCAGCGGCCUCGUCCUGGCCAUCCUCCUGCCCUUCCAAUACGUACCCUGGCUCCACGCAGUGUAUGCCGUGCUGGGAGCAAUCGUGUUCACGCUGUUCCUGGCAUUCGACACCCAGUUGCUGAUGGGGAACCGGCGCCACUCGCUGAGCCCCGAGGAGCACAUUUUCGGAGCCCUCAACAUUUACCUGGACAUCAUCUACAUCUUCACCUUCUUCCUGCAGCUGUUCGGCACCAACCGGGACUGAGGCGCCCACCCCCAGCCCCUCCUUCCUUCUGUGAAUGCCCCUCACUGGCUUGUGACCCCCCCACCCC
Sorex fumeus (smoky shrew) is the source of this 1222-nucleotide messenger RNA. RefSeq names its product Fas apoptotic inhibitory molecule 2 (gene FAIM2). Gene Ontology annotation, biological process: negative regulation of apoptotic signaling pathway. The transcript is spliced from 12 exons. The coding region runs from base 217 to 1155 and encodes 312 amino acids. Gene Ontology annotation, cellular component: endoplasmic reticulum; membrane; Golgi apparatus. The record is from RefSeq and is a predicted model, not a curated record. Lineage: Eukaryota; Metazoa; Chordata; Mammalia; Eulipotyphla; Soricidae.